AAGGGCCCUGCGAGUCGGGAAAUAUGUUGCGACAGCGGCAAAUCUUACUCAUAUUGCUUUGUCCAACACCUCGCGGCCAACUCGCCAUUGCGCUUCAUACUCACAUUUGUUCAUACCCCCGUCCCCGCUUACCAUCCACUAUCUCCUCGACCAGCAAAACUCUGUUUCCUGGGAGCCGCCUCGCGUCGGCCAACUGUCCACAGCCCUGUCGCGCCUCGGCCUUUGACCACCAGCGAUUGACUACGAAGAAGAGCGGCGUACAUGAUUGGGCUCGCUCAAUGAGCAUGCAGUUGGCGCGUCCUGUCGUACGGUCGUCGUCAACAUGGUAGACCAGACGCCACCUCAGUCUGUGGAGCCCUUGGUAGCUUCCGAAGUGCGUGAGCAAACCUACCAUGUACUGCUGGUAGUGUCAUCCGACAAGUGCGGGUCAUGAACGAGACGGGACGGGGGCCCGUUUUGCAGCGCCGCGCGGCUUCCCACGCGUGGCCCGUUGCCGCGCUUGACUACUAGCUGACCGGUAUCUGACUUUAGGGCGAGGGCGAUGACGAUCGCGACGAUGGCAUGGGCGCGUCAAUCGCCAGUUCGUCCACAUCGCUGUCGUCCAGUAUUUUGAGAUAUCGUGAGGAGAAUGGGCGGACGUACCAUGCUUUCAGGGAAGGCAGAUACGUUCUUCCCAAUGACGAUGUAGAAAAUGAGCGAUUGGAUCUGCAGCACCACCUCUGCACCCUAACGCUUGGGGGGAAGUUGUUCAUCUGCCCAGCAGGCACGGGCGAGCCUCUUGGGAGGGUCCUUGACGCCGGCACAGGGACGGGCAUCUGGGCCAUAGAUUUUGCUGAUGAGCACCCUGAGAUCCAUGUCACAGGCGUCGACCUGAGUCCAAUACAACCGUCGUUCGUGCCCCCGAACGUGACGUUUUAUAUUGACGAUCUCGAGGACACGUGGACGUUCCAAUACAAGUUUGACUUUAUCUACUCUCGCAUGCUCACGGCCUCCAUCUCGGACUGGCCCAAGUUCCUGCAACAAAGCUACGACAACCUGAACCCGGGAGGGUGGAUUGAGCUGCUCGACGUGCACCUGAAGCUGCAGUCAGACGACAAGACAGUCCCGGCUGAUUGCGCGCUAAAGCAGUGGGGAGACUGGAUGCUCGAGGCAGCAGCCAAGCUCAACCGACCGCUCGAUAGCAUGACAUUUUACCAACAGCAACUGAUCGACGUGGGGUUCACCAACGUUACGGAGCGGAUCUUCAAGUGGCCCACGAAUUCGUGGCCGCGAGACGACCGACACAAGGAAUUAGGCAUGUGGACGUUUGAGAACCUGGGCAAUGGUCUUUCGGGAUUGAGCAUGGCACUGUUUACCCGCGCGCUGGGGUGGUCCCCCGAGGAGCUGGAAGUGUAUCUGACGGACGUCCGAAAGCAGAUGAGGGACCGCAGCAUCCACGGCUACUGGCCUCUAUAUGUCGUGUACGCUCAGAAGCCGGGGGGUUCAUGACGGCUGAAAGGCUUGGCCGGCUUGCCCACGGCGCCGCCGUGGAGACGGUCUGGAGGUGACGGCGGCAUUAGAACAUGAAGUUGACGGACAUGUGCAUUUAACAAGGAAGGGCCUUGGUUAUUGUUACAAGGAAAAUUAACAUAACAUUUAUGAAAAUUCGAUGACAUGACC
Molecule: messenger RNA, 1659 nt
Organism: Purpureocillium takamizusanense
Lineage: Eukaryota; Fungi; Ascomycota; Sordariomycetes; Hypocreales; Ophiocordycipitaceae
Exons: 11
Coding region: 562-1488 (308 amino acids)
Molecular function (GO): methyltransferase activity
Source: RefSeq, a predicted model, not a curated record